UCUCUCAAUGGUCCGUAAUGCUGUUAGAGAUCGGCACUGGGGUGUCAGGGAAUGUCUUCCUCCUCCUGUUUUAUGCCCACAUGGCCUUCUCCAGGCACAAGCUCAGCUCCUCAGACUUGAUACUCACCCACCUGGCCUUGGUCAACAUCAUCAUGCUUCUCACCUAUGGGAUCCCAGAGAUCAUUUCUGCUUGGGGAUGGAAAAAUUUCCUGGACACCGCUGGUUGUAAAAUCAUCUUAUAUAUUUACCGAGUGGGCCGGGAUCUUGUCAUCUGCACCACCUGCCUCUGCCUUCUGAGUAUCUUCCAGGCCAUCACCAUCAGCCCUGGCACCUCCCGGUGGGCAGGGGUCAAAGCCAAAUUACCCAAGUACAUCCUCCCUUCCUUUGUCUUUUUCUGGGUCCUCAAUCUGCUGAUCGAUGUGAAUUCACUGGUGUAUGUGACAGGCCCCCAGAACAGCACCACCGUGCUCAUCACAUUUGAUCUUAAAUAUUGUUCGAUAACCAUUCUCAGUGCAGAGGCCGCCCUGUUAAAUGCCAUUAUGCUCUCUGGACGUGAUCUGUCCUUCUUGGGGCUCAUGAGCCUGGCCAGCGGCUACAUGGUGUUUGUCCUGUACGGACACCACCGGCGGGUCCGACAUCUCCACGGGCCCGGUGGCUCCCCCAGAACGAUGCCCGAGGUCCAAGCAGCCAAGAGAGUCAUAACCCUGGUCACUCUUUAUGUCCUCCUCUACGGGCGACAGUCCAUCAUGUUCAGUGUUUUACUCAACAGGAAAGAAAAGUCUCCUCUGCUGGUGAAAAUCCAUAUGGUGAUGUCUUUUGGCUUUCCUGUCAUCAGCCCAUUCCUAGUGAUUCUUAGUGACAGGAGGACGAGAACGUUCUGGAAAAGACAGUCAACGAUUUCCACCGUGGAUUCCUCAUAA
Molecule: messenger RNA, 920 nt
Organism: Ornithorhynchus anatinus (platypus)
Lineage: Eukaryota; Metazoa; Chordata; Mammalia; Monotremata; Ornithorhynchidae
Product: vomeronasal 1 receptor ornAnaV1R3024
Biological process (GO): G protein-coupled receptor signaling pathway
Cellular component (GO): membrane
Molecular function (GO): pheromone receptor activity
Source: RefSeq, marked inferred